AUGCCGAAUAUACCCCUAGUCCACUGCGGUCGCCGCACACCGCUGCCCACCGCCGUCGACCGCCACCGCCCGCCGCCACCCGUCGCCCACUGCUGCCCGUUGCCGUCGUCGGUUGCCGGCGGCCAGUGGCCACCGCCGCCGCCCGUCGCCACCCGCCGUCGCCCGCCGCUCGCCGCUGCCGCCCGCAGUCCACCGCCGUCGGUGACCACCGCCGACCAUCGCCCCCCGGUGGCCAUCGCCGGCCACUCGCCGUCGCCAGUGGUCGCCAGUGGCCACACCGGCCACCGCCCGACGCCGCCGCCAACCACCUCCGACCGUUGUCGCCGCCCGCCAACCACCUCCGGUCGCUGCCACCGGCGGUUGUUGUCAUCGUCGGUUGUCGGUUGCCGGCGGCCAGUGGCGGUCGGUGGCGGCCAACAGUUGCCGGUGGCGGCGACAGGUGGAGGAGGCCAACGACAACGACCGCUGGUUGCUACAAGCUCCGCCAGAAGUGCGGCGACAGUAGUGAUACAAAGUCCCAGACUUCAUUUCUCUCAAAUUGGGGCAGUUCUUCUUGCAUGGCUAUGA
Zingiber officinale is the source of this 567-nucleotide messenger RNA. Its product is annotated as leucine-rich repeat extensin-like protein 3. Lineage: Eukaryota; Viridiplantae; Streptophyta; Magnoliopsida; Zingiberales; Zingiberaceae. The transcript has 2 exons. Bases 1 to 567 code for a protein of 188 amino acids. The record is from RefSeq and is a predicted model, not a curated record.